Trichomycterus rosablanca is the source of this 3996-nucleotide messenger RNA. RefSeq names its product proline rich 33 (gene prr33). The record is from RefSeq and is a predicted model, not a curated record. The transcript has 3 exons. Lineage: Eukaryota; Metazoa; Chordata; Actinopteri; Siluriformes; Trichomycteridae. The coding region runs from base 147 to 3260 and encodes 1037 amino acids.
AGUUGAGCCUAACAUGAGCUUCCAGGUCUGAUACUUUAGGCUGGGAGAAGCAGGCAGCAGCCAGUCACCCCUAACUAGCAGAAAUACAGGGGACUGUGUCUGAAGUGAGCAAUCUGUUAAAACCACCUCUUGGGGCUGACAUUUUCAUGGCUGUAAAUAUCCGCAAUGUAGCCCAAGCGGGCCUGCUUUCCCAGCAGUACCCACCACCUCUACUUCCUAAACCAGGAAAGGAAAAUGUCAGACUCCAGAAGUUACUUAAGAAAGCUGCCAAGAAAAAAGCUGCCUCACAAGCUUCCCAGACGCAAGUCCCGUUCCGCUCAUGUCUCUCUCCAGUAACCGAAGCUAGUCCUGACCUGGAACACAGUGACCACUCAACUCCACCCAAAACACCAGAGACACCCAUCUACGGAGGGACACUGCACCCACGCUUCAAUGUCAGACCACUGUAUCAGCAUGCAUCAUCACCAUACCCUCAUCACAGAGGCAUCCCAGCAAUUCCACAGCCCUAUGGUGCACCACACCUUGUGGCCCCACAAUUCUCAUACACAACUCCACCCUUUUCUGCUGGAGUAUCACCAGUUCCAUCUUUUUCUGCAACAUCAAUUAGUGAGACAUCCAUACCUGUUGAGAUAAUCAGACCUGCUGCUUUAAAACCAUCAGCACAGCUCUCUCUGUCAGUUCAGAACUUAAGUAAAGUGCUGGAAACAAAAAUGGAGGCAGGUCUUUUACCCACUUUUAUCAUCUCUAAGGCUGCAAGUCCUCAACCAACAAAACCUAUGUUUGAUGUGCCAAAAAUGAAAAACUAUACUUCUAAGACAGCAACAUUAGGACCUUCUUAUACAUCAACAACAAGUCAAAGAAGUAGAACCCCAGUUGCUGAGAUUAUGAGAAGUCCAACACCAACAUUUGAAGUAAGGAAGAUUGUGACAUCAACCACAGAAAUCAGGAGGGAUAAAACACCAACCAGAGAAAUCAAAAGGGCCAUAACACCAACAUCUGAGAUAAAAAGAACGGUGACACUUCUAUCUGAAAUCACAAGUGAAACAUCCUCAGUCUCCGAAAUGACAAGAGAUAAAACACCCACUAGGGAAAUCAAAAGAGUCAUAACACCAACAUCAGAAAGGGGUCUAACACCUACCUCUGAAAUCAAAAUAGAAACAACUCCAACCUUAGAAAUAAAGACUGAAACCAGUCCAGUUGUUGAAAUCAGAGGUACUACCCCAACAUCUGAAAUGAAAGGUCCUUCAACAGUUGAAACCGAGUCUAAAAGAGGAAGAACCCUGACAAGGGCAACAUUUGAGGUAUCUUCAAAAACUCAUUCAGGAAGACCAAAAACUCCAUCACAUCAUGUUUCACCAGCUAGGACACCUGUCAUAGAAAUUUCAAAACCUAAUCCACUUUUGUUUGCUGUCUGUACAGUCUAUAUAGAGGGAAGAAGAUCCAAAACACCAACCUCAAGUUUAGUUGGGCCUAGUGAUGAAAUGUCUAAAGAAGAUAAAAGUAUAAAUCUUUAUGAAGCCACACAAAAUAGGGAGAUUUAUGUGGAAUCAUCUGAAACCUCAGAAGCUACACUGCCAUCUGAAAAGCUCAGACAAAAUGAGUUGUCAAAACCAAAGACCCCUGAGAAAGAUGCUUUAAUAAAUACAGAAACUAUUAAAAUCCAAAGCCCAAAGACUCAUGUACUGGAAUCUCCCAAACCUGUAACUCCCAAACCUGAAUAUCAAGGACCCAAAACAUCAAGCUCUGAGUUUUCUGAACCUACAAGUCCUAUAUUAGGGUAUCAAAGACCAACUGUGCCUGCAUUUGCAGGUCAAAGGCCUAGAACACCAACAAAAAAGACCAAAUUAAAAUAUUAUGGAUUAACCCCUGCUGAAUAUGUUGCUUAUGGGGGCAUACAGAGUUACGUACCUGCUUUCGGCAUCUCUAGAGCUAUAUCACCAUCUAUUGGGGAACCUACAUCUGAACAAGUGUCAGAAGGAUCUACUCAAAGUGUUGAUGGUAAAAAAGAAGAAACAACUACUUUAAAAGAGCAGCCAGAAAGUACCAAGGCAAUUCCAGGUAAAGUAUCACAAUUCAGCAUUGCUGAUACUAAAAAUGGAGCUUCUGUGUCUUUGCCAUCUGCUGAAGUCUCAAAGACAACAGUGUUAGCAGUUGAGGCAACACUAACAUCUGUGCAAGAGAUAUCUCUAUUAGAGGUAAAGCAAACAAAAGAAAAUGAUACUGUCAUCCCUAAAGUUAAAAUUCCAACUAUUGUGGUAUCUCAAGUUGACACACCACCAUCAGAAGCACCAAAGACAGUAACCACAAAGUCUUUGACACAAAAUGUUAGUGCUCCAACAAAUGGCAUGCCAAAACCAAAGACACCACCUCCUGACUCUCCAAAGGAAACCACUAAAACUGAAAUUACAAUAAAACCAAGAUCUGUAAAAGCUAUAACCCCUGACCAAAAUGCAAACAAUAUUCCAGCAGAAACUGCAAGUACCACCAAAAUAAGCAAAGUGUUAAAAUCCUUAGCAGCUCCUAUGACUUCAACAAAGGCAGCUGAAAUUACCACAACCAAAAAGACAGAAGAUAUGUCUCUGGUCAAGACAAAGGUUGACAAAGUGAAAAAUAGAACAGAUAGUUUGGAAAAUGGAUCAAAGCUUAUUUCACAGGAAGCUAAACCUGCAGAGGAAAAGAAGGAGGACAGCUCCCUCUCAACUUUAGAGCCUCCGCUGAAGGUGAUUCAGAAAGCAAAAGGGCUAAAGUCCAAACUUAGUGGCUGGUCUCGUCUUAAGAAACACCUGGUGGUGGAGCUUGAGGAGCCCAAAUUUCCAGAGACUGAAGCAGAGCUAAAUAAAGAUUCUGUUGACAGCACUGCUCAAAAACCCAAUCAGCAGGAAGACCAAGACAAAGACAAAGACAACACUGGUGAAAAUGAGGGACGUGAUGCUCCUAGGGCUGCAAAAAUGUGGGAUGCAGUAUUAUUUCAAAUGUUCUCAACCAAAGAGAGUAUCAUGCAACAGAUUGAAGCCAACAAAAGUGAAGAGCAAAAGAAAGAGGAGGCUAAACAAAUUGAACAAAAAGAUAUUCCAGCUUUUGCUCAUCGCCUUCCAGUUCUCCUUUAUAGUCCUCGGUUUGAUGCCAGAAAACUGAGAGAGGCGGCCUCACGCCCAGUAACAAAGAUUGCAACAGUUUUCGAGAUGGGUCUUAUAGGACGCAAAAAUAAGGAUGAAGAACCAAAAGACUUUAACAGGACAGCAAAAGGGUUUAGUACUUAAUAAUCUGAAGUGAAUCUAAAGAGAGAUAUUGGAUAUUGUAUUUUUCCAGUAAUUCUGUAUAGAUCUGUUUACCACCACUGAGUAAUCUUAAGGUUUUAACUAAAUAGCACCUUCUAACAUGCCAACUUUCCAGUUUUGUAUUCAUUUUUUAUUAUAGUUUCUGCUUUUUAAGAUAAAGCUAGUGAGAGGUAUUGAGGGACAGAGGUCGGAUUGUAUGUUCAGUAAGGGAACAGGAUCAACAAGGUCAAUGAAAGUUGUAGGUAGCUGGAUUAGUCGGGUGGCUAAGAAGCAUGGAAAGAGUAAAAAAGGUGUGUAAAAGAAAGAGUAAGAAGUGCACGCCUCUAAAUCUACCACAAAUCUCACAUGAAACCACACAAUGAGGUUUAUGAUGUAUCCUGGUGACCAGAGCAUGCUGAAAGCAUGACAGGCAGCUUACAUUGAUUUAAAAGGGCUAUGUUUAAUUAAAAAAAAAAAGUUUAAAUUGUUAGAUAAUGCUCAAGUGAAUACUGACGGUCAGCCCUAUGCAUGGCUUAUAUAGUCAAUCAUCUUGUUAUGUUAAUUAAUUGUCCAUGUUCUAGUGUUUGUCCUUUUUGUGCAUGUCUUCUAAAAUCUGUCUGGGUACACAUUCUUCUCUGUAGAGCUAAUGAGAAGUGUAAUACCCUGGAUUCUAAGGUGCAUUAAAUGAAACAUUUUAUAUAUUUUUUGUAAUAAAACAUGUCAUUUGGGGAAAGGGAAA